Messenger RNA from Pseudonaja textilis, 2688 nucleotides. RefSeq names its product pyruvate kinase M1/2 (gene PKM). Gene Ontology annotation, molecular function: magnesium ion binding; potassium ion binding; pyruvate kinase activity. Lineage: Eukaryota; Metazoa; Chordata; Lepidosauria; Squamata; Elapidae. Gene Ontology annotation, biological process: glycolytic process. The record is from RefSeq and is a predicted model, not a curated record.
GUUCGCGGGGGCGGAGCGGCGAGGCGGCCCUGAAUCACCUUGAGGCUGCGCUCCGCCGGCCGCCGCUCAGAGAGGUGGAGACUCUCCGCGGGAAUUGACCUUUGGAAGCCGGAUAUCAACUCUCAGCCACCAUGUCUACCAGUGACGCUUUCAUCCAGACCCAACAGCUCUAUGCGGCCAUGGCAGACACUUUCUUGGAACACAUGUGCCGACUGGACAUUGAUUCCCCGCCGAUCACCGCAAGAAACACUGGCAUUAUCUGCACUAUCGGUCCGGCUUCUCGGUCAGUAGAAAUGCUGAAAGAAAUGAUUAAAGCUGGAAUGAACGUUGCCCGUCUCAACUUCUCUCAUGGAACUCACGAGUAUCAUGCAGGAACAAUCAAGAAUGUAAGAGAAGCUACCGAAAGCUUUGCUUCUGAUCCAAUUUCCUACAGACCCGUCGCCGUUGCCCUGGAUACAAAGGGGCCUGAGAUUCGAACUGGGCUCAUCAAGGGGAGUGGUACAGCAGAGGUGGAGCUCAAGAAAGGCGCAACUCUGAAACUGACUCUAGACAACGCUUUCAUGGAGAAGUGCGACGAGCAUGUAUUGUGGGUGGACUACAAAAAUAUCACCAAGGUUGUGGAAAUCGACAGCAAAAUCUAUGUGGACGAUGGCCUUAUUUCCCUUAAAGUUAAAGAGAAAGGUGCUGACUUCAUCAUAACCGAAGUGGAGAACGGUGGGAUGUUGGGUAGCAAAAAAGGUGUCAACUUACCUGGGGCCGCCGUCGACCUCCCUGCCGUUUCUGAGAAGGACAUCCAGGACCUCAAGUUUGGUGUCGAGCAGGACGUGGACAUGGUCUUCGCUUCCUUUAUCCGCAAAGCGGCUGACGUCCACGCCGUCAGGAAGGUGCUGGGGGAAAAGGGGAAGAAUAUCAAGAUCAUCAGCAAAAUCGAGAACCACGAGGGAGUGCGCAGGUUUGAUGAAAUCAUGGAAGCUAGCGAUGGCAUCAUGGUAGCCCGGGGCGAUCUGGGUAUUGAGAUUCCGGCUGAAAAAGUCUUCCUAGCCCAGAAAAUGAUGAUUGGCCGAUGCAACCGUGCCGGCAAGCCUAUUAUCUGUGCUACUCAGAUGUUGGAGAGCAUGAUCAAGAAACCCCGCCCAACACGUGCUGAAGGAAGCGACGUAGCCAAUGCUGUCCUGGACGGAGCCGACUGUAUCAUGCUAUCUGGAGAAACGGCCAAAGGAGAUUAUCCUCUGGAGGCUGUCCAGAUGCAGCACCUGAUUGCUCGCGAAGCCGAGGCAGCCAUCUUUCACAGGCAAUUGUUCGAAGAGCUCCGCCGGCUGGCCCCCCUGAAUCGAGACCCUACCGAAGCCGCCGCUGUGGGUGCCGUAGAAGCCUCCUUCAAGUGCUGCAGCGGGGCCAUUAUUGUGCUCACCAAGUCUGGAAGGUCUGCUCACCUGGUGUCCAGAUACCGACCACGGGCCCCCAUCAUUGCUGUGACCCGUAAUGCUCAGACCGCCCGCCAAGCCCACCUCUACCGUGGCAUUUUCCCAGUGAUGUGCAAGGAGGCAGCCCUGGAUGCUUGGGCCGAAGACGUCGAUCUCCGUGUGAACCUGGGCAUGAAUGUUGGCAAAGCUCGUGGAUUCUUCAAGUCAGGGGAUCUGGUCAUCGUGCUUACCGGCUGGCGCCCUGGAUCCGGUUACACCAACACCAUGCGUGUAGUGCCUGUCCCGUAAAACGGACCCUGGCCACAAUCACCCCCUCCUCCCGCCUCACACCCCUUCCUGUCCCUCUCGCAUUAGACCAGCAACUGCUUGCAAUUUCGUUCUUUGUCUGUAGAGCGGAUAGUGACUGCCCUAAAGCCAUCGAGUGCAGUAACCGGGGAGGCGGAAAAGAAAAAGAGACUCUCAAUUUAGAAAAUACUUGAAAUAGUUUGAUAAGUGGAACCUCCUUCCCCCUUUUCUUCCUUGCCCUGGGCUAUCCGGCCUUAUUUGUUAGGAGCCAGUAUGAUCCAGCAGCUGGGGAUCGCCCGGUUUCUCUUCUGGAGCCGAUCCCCUCUGCAGGGAGACUAGGAAUCUUGGCUGGCUUAUUUAGUACGGCAUUGUAGGCGAGGCUUGGUGUCAUACUCAUCCUAAAUCCCACCUUUCCCAACGCCGCCUCCUCUCUGUAAGUCUGUGUUGUCAGCACUCUGCCAAAACACUCCUCACGGGCUCUGCUACACCAUAGUUGGCUUGAUCAGAUCAACACACACUCCAGUAGGGGGUUUGACACAAGCCCCCUUUCCUGCCCCUGGGAAGUUUUUAAGAAAGCAAAUCUUUUCAGUCUCCUGUUCCUCCUUGCCAGUAGACCCGAAGAAUAUCAGAUUAUAUAUAUAGAUAUAUAUAUAUUUCACAGUGGGUUGGUUCAGGAGUAGAUUGCGCUGUUUUUGACAGCCUAGGAAGACUUUUUUGUGGGGAAACCAAUCUUUGCUCAGGAAACUGAAUGCAAGCGAGCCAGGCCACCGGAAUUGUUCCCAUCACUGCACUCCACCCAACCGAAGCUACCCAGGGUUGUUUGUGCCGCUGUUGUUGAGCUGUCUUGUGUUCCAGUUUUGAGUCAUGCCUCCUGACAGUGCACUCUGUAACUCUCUCUAUACAUUACCUGCUGUUAAAAAGAGAUGCAUCGGAUUGUCAGAUGCCACUUAAUACAUCAAUAAAGCAGAGUUCAACCCAU